This is a messenger RNA of Penicillium robsamsonii, 846 nucleotides long. RefSeq names its product oxidase ustYa family protein. Gene Ontology annotation, biological process: mycotoxin biosynthetic process. The transcript is spliced from 6 exons. The record is from RefSeq and is a predicted model, not a curated record. The coding region runs from base 1 to 846 and encodes 281 amino acids. Lineage: Eukaryota; Fungi; Ascomycota; Eurotiomycetes; Eurotiales; Aspergillaceae.
AUGUCUUCUCUUUAUUCAACAGUCUACCAAAAGCUUUGGGGAUACCAGGAGGUUGAUUUAGAUGAAGAGCAAGAACAGGGGUUACACCCUCCACGAAUGCUUGGUCGCCAUUACCACUCUACCCCGGCAUCAUUUUUGCCCUUUCUUGGAUGGGUGCUGGCCAUCAUGCUCGCGCUCGCCCUUGUGGCUAACCAACGGGUCGAUAACCAGAGCGACCUGACCUGUCAGAGACAACUAUCAACAUACUCUCCACUUAUGGAGGGAUUCAACAUGGACAGUAGAGUAGUCCGUGUCAAUGGCUCCCUUGACUGGCCAUCGCCUUACCGUGGGCCUCCGAGUGCCGAAGUUGAUGCAGCAUGGAAUCGAAUAUCGAUAAUACGGCCACUCGACAUACAAUUGACACCAGACGAAUUCCUACGCCUGGAUAGCGAUCCCGAGACGGCGGUGCAAAAUGCACCAGAGCAUGGUGGGCAAUACUUCCUAGUUCCGCAAUCAACACAUCAUUUCCAUUGCUUGAACCUUCUCCGCAAGUCAACACGAUUCAAGUUUGACUAUUAUGACGCCUUUGAUCCAGAUUUUACCAAGAACCGCGAUAUGUUUGAAACGCAUCUAGAUCACUGCGUUGAAAUCCUUCGUCAAUUUAUUAUGUGUCAUGUAGAUGUUGGCGUUGUCACUUCCCACUGGGUCGAAGGUCGUAAAAAGCCAUGGCCCAAUUUCAAUACCGAGCACGUCUGUAAAGAUUAUGACCAAGUGCUGAAAUGGACAGAGCAGCAUCAGCUCCCCGUGGAUACCCCACUCAUGCCUAUGAAGCCGGCUGGAGUGGCUGAGAUGAGUUCCCCUCCAUAA